AUGCUGUGUUACGUAGGUAAGGCAACGAAGAUUUUCAUCUUCAUCAUCGUUGUUAUUGUUAUCACUAGCCUUGUUAUCGGAAUUAGUGUAAUCGGAAGGAAUAAUAAUCGAUCUAAAUCUCGUAACUGCUCCGGAGAAGGUUGUUCAAUUUCCGGUGACUCUCAUCCGCCACCGGUGCAGAUGCCGUUCGCAUCGUUGCCGAAUUCUAAUCCGUCUGAUCCAGCUGUCAGUUCCACCGCACCUCCGCCUCCGUCGGAAACCUCUCUGUCAACUCCACCACCGCCGGAAACCGAUAUGACACCGCCGGAACCUCCGGAAACCUCUCUGUCACCGCCGCCACCACCGGAAGUCUCUCUGUCACCGCCUCCACCGCCGGAAACUUCUCUGCCUCCGCCGCCGUCGGCGUUGCCUGAUAAUCCGUCGCCGGUUACGGUUACUCCUCCGGCGGCAGUUACGGCGGCUCCGCCGCAGGCGGUUACGGUGUCUCCAGGUCCGACGAAUGGUUGA
This is a messenger RNA of Helianthus annuus (common sunflower), 507 nucleotides long. RefSeq names its product proline-rich receptor-like protein kinase PERK2. Lineage: Eukaryota; Viridiplantae; Streptophyta; Magnoliopsida; Asterales; Asteraceae. The coding region runs from base 1 to 507 and encodes 168 amino acids. The transcript has a single exon. The record is from RefSeq and is a predicted model, not a curated record.